Molecule: messenger RNA, 432 nt
Organism: Mya arenaria
Lineage: Eukaryota; Metazoa; Mollusca; Bivalvia; Myida; Myidae
Product: E3 ubiquitin-protein ligase DTX3L-like
Exons: 3
Coding region: 1-432 (143 amino acids)
Biological process (GO): protein ubiquitination; Notch signaling pathway
Source: RefSeq, a predicted model, not a curated record
AUGUUUGUUAAAGGGACGCAGCCCACUGGAGCAGUGGAGGUCAAGCUUAACCUGGAACAAAACUUUCCAAUUAAGUGUGUAUUUACAUUCCCGGAUGGCAUUCAGACGAAAUACAAUCGACGCCCGGGACAACCGUACAAAGGCAGCACAUUUACAGGAUUGUUGAAGGACGACAAUAAGGGUCAGCUGGUUUGUAGGAUGUUGAAGGCCGCGUUUAGGAAAGGACUGAUGUUUACUGUUAAUGAAUACGAGUGUGUCGGGCUGGAUGGCUUAUCACUAUUUCACCCGUCUGUGUUUAUGAUGUUGUUGAGAUCGACAUAUGAUGAAUACAUAGAGAAGAUUAAAGCGGAGCUUGCAGCCAAGGGCAUCACAAAAUGGAACAUAGAUUUAACCGAGAAGCUGGAAGAGACAUUCACUGUAGAAGGUCCGUGA